Molecule: messenger RNA, 8604 nt
Organism: Zootoca vivipara (common lizard)
Lineage: Eukaryota; Metazoa; Chordata; Lepidosauria; Squamata; Lacertidae
Source: RefSeq, a predicted model, not a curated record
GGCAGGUGGGAGCUUGGAUGUUGAUAUCAACAUGGCGCUUGUCAGACAGACAAAGGCAGCCAGUCUGGUCUGAUUGAGCUCAGAGGGGAGCAGGGAGGAGUGGGAGGGUUUUUUCCCCCUUCCCUUCCUUGGGGGGCGCCAGGGGAAGCUAGGGCUGGGGGCUUGCAGGGCUUUGCACACACCCCUGGGCACACUGCCCCCCCUCAUUGUAUUGUUGCAGACCCCCCCUGCAAGGAAAAGGGGGAGAAACCCCCCCACCAAACCAACCUCUUUCCUUUUCUAUAUUUUGGGAGCCACCCCCCUCCAUACCCCACAACUCCUGCUGUUCAAUGGUCAAGUGGAGAAGGAAGAGAGCAGGACCCAAAGUCUCUCUGCCUGUUUGUUGCAUGCCAUGGCUUCUGACUUGCCACGAUUCACGAUCAAGGCCCCUGUAUGGACUAACCCACAGUAUAUUCAGAAAAAGAAUGGUAGCUAAUGCCGAAGACCUCCCGGAGGCUUUCUGACUUCCUCUCCCCAUGUAAAGUAUGCUGAGAACCUUUCCAGUGGUCCUGCUGGAAACCAUGUUUCACUACACCGACGAGCCCCGGUUCACCAUAGAGCAGAUCGACCUGCUGCAGCGCCUGCGGCGCACCGGGAUGACGCGUCACGAGAUCCUCCACGCCCUGGAGACCUUCGACCGCCUCGACCAGGAGCACAGCGACAAGUUUGGCCGGCGGUCGGCCUACGGGGCCAGCGGCGGCUCCUGCAGCAACAGCACCAACAACGUGGCCGCCUCGUCCUCCACCGCCACGGCCUCCACGCAGACGCAGCACUCGGGGAUGUCCCCCUCGCCCAGCAACAGCUAUGACACCUCCCCGCAGCCCUGCACGACCAACCAGAACGGCCGGGAGAGCAGCGAGCGGCUGUCCGCCUUCAACGGGAAGAUGUCGCCCACGCGGUACCCGCUGGCCAGCAGCAUGGCGCAGAGGUCGUACAGCUUCGAGGCCUCCGAAGAAGACCUGGACGUGGACGACAAGGUGGAGGAGCUGAUGAGGAGGGACAGCAGCGUGAUAAAAGAGGAAAUCAAAGCCUUCCUGGCCAACCGGAGGAUUUCGCAAGCCGUCGUAGCGCAGGUAACAGGUAUCAGUCAGAGCCGGAUCUCCCACUGGCUGUUGCAACAGGGAUCGGACCUGAGCGAGCAAAAGAAAAGGGCCUUUUACCGAUGGUACCAGCUUGAGAAGACAAACCCCGGGGCGACGUUAAGCAUGAGGCCGGCCCCGAUCCCGGUAGAAGAACCUGAAUGGAGGCAGACUCCUCCCCCCGUCACAGCUACCUCUGGCACCUUCCGCCUACGGCGGGGAAGUCGGUUCACCUGGCGGAAAGAGUGCUUGGCCGUCAUGGAAAGCUACUUCAACGAGAAUCAAUAUCCCGAUGAAGCCAAGAGGGAAGAAAUCGCAAAUGCCUGUAAUGCGGUGAUUCAGAAACCAGGGAAGAAACUGUCCGAUUUGGAGCGCGUCACCUCCCUCAAAGUGUACAACUGGUUCGCCAACCGAAGGAAGGAAAUCAAGAGGAGAGCUAACAUUGGAAAACCUCAGGUUGCUCUUCUUGCUUUGAAAACAUCCGUAGUGGCAGGCGAGAUUCCUUCACCUGCAACCCGGAGUGAGGGAGCAUUAGAAGCAGCAAUCCUGGAGAGUCAUGGCAUAGAUGUUCAAAGUCCCGGAGGCCAUUCCAACAGUGAUGACAUAGACGGGAAUGACUAUUCGGAGCAGGACACUUGGCAAGUGCGCAAUGGGGAGGAGGAGGGCCGAUGUUCAGAGGGAGGCAGAGAAGCAGAGAAGUUAGAAGAAGACAGGAGGAUCUGCUCAAAACAAGAUGACAGCACUAGUCAUAGCGACCACCAAGACCCUAUCUCACUAGCCGUGGAGAUGGCAGCUGUGAAUCACACCAUCCUGGCGUUGGCCCGGCAAGGAACCAGCGAGAUCAAAACAGAGGCCCUGGACGACGACUGAUGACGCGACGGAGGGGGAGGGGCUCCGAAACGAGAAAGUAAACUUAGUUUUUAGCCGUAGCACCUUAGCAGCCUUUUCCGACCCCCCCCCCCCACUGCCCCAGCCCGUGCCCCACCCCCCACCGCACCCCCUGGUCUCUAAAAUGUGUUCUUCUUAACAGUAUAACUCUUUGCAGUCUCUUGUAUGUCAAGUUAGCCGUUUAGGGUCUCGUCGUCCUGUGAAGAGGGCACCGUGCCCUCCGACUCUGCGUAUAAACUCUCAGUAUUAACUCUCCCGGUCCAAUAAGCAACCAAACCGACUGACCUCCCCCUGCCCCCCGUCUCACAGCUAGGCGAAAAACCUCUGCUGUUGCUGCUGCUGCUCUCUCUCUCUCUCGCAUUCCAUGAGUGUGCUUCCUGGCAUCGCCGCCAGCCCUCGAUUCCAGCUUAAAUCCGGAUUUAGGAAAAAGCCAGUGCAGCUUUGCGUUCCCCCCUCCCAAUGUCCCCCGUGGAUGCUUUCCUCGCCCCAAGCCUGGGGGAAGCUGUUGUUGCUGCAUUGCCGGGGGUUGGGCUAGCUAGCCGCUGGGGGGUCCCUUUCAACUCCACAGUUCUACGAUUCCACAGAACGGGAGUUUGCGUGGCUUCGGGGCUCGCGGCCGGUGCGAGGCAGGGUUUUGGCAGGGAAUGGGGGAAACCAGGGUGAGAUUCGAGCGCCUGGUUGCCAGUGAGCGAUGUCCCUCUUGAUAUUCAACUCAGCCUUCUUUUCUUGCAAACUUUGGGGUGUGAGAUGCCAGCCGACCUUGAAAGAAGCCAAGGGUCUCUUGUAAGCUUCCAUCCGUAGAAGAGGGUGUGCCCGCUGUGUCUCUGUGUGGCAGCCACGGGCGUGUCUUCUUCCAGAGAGAACAUCAUAUCAUUGUGUGGCUUGGAAGCUUUGUAAAUAAGGAAGUCUUUCUUGGUGGAGGUGAUGGGGGUGGUGGUUGGGUCUUGAGUGUCUGUGCAAUGGGCUGUGAACGGAUCUGCCGGCCACAGAGAUCUAGCAAAAGACCCACAUGCAGAGGGUGGAACAGUGACUCGGGCAGAGUGGGAAGGGCUGGGCUUCCGUGAGGAUGGGUAGCCGUCUCUAAAUGUGAACACUCUGUGGCGAAAUGGGUCUUACUUUUGCAAACUCGGCCCCAGCUCUCAGAAGUUUGGGAAAUGGCUCUAAAGUCUUAUGGCUACUUACUCUACAGCCCCCCUCCCCACAAGAAACGCAGUGCUCUCAAGGAAAGCUUAACCAUCGCCUGUUAGCUGGUCCCCCCUAAAGCAUUACGGAAACGUAGGUGGCGAGUCUUACGAGCGCCACAAUUAGUCCAUCGGAGAGUGCGCCUCUUCUGUACCCGGUUCCCCGCAGUAUCGCACAAUUGACCCGAAAGGAAACCGGGUGCAAAUUUCUUGGUGUCUUUUCUCUUCGUCCUGCUGUUGCUCAGGAGCUAGAAACCUGAAUCGGGGGGGGGGGGGCAGGUGAAAUAAUCAUUGGAAGCCAUAAGUAAGCCGGAGAACGGAUUUAGCUUUGAGCCAGGUAUUCAGCAGCUGGGGUCCAGUUUCCGUUGACCUCCUAGCACGAUGCGGGUUGGUUUCUACUUCCUUUUGCGCUCUUUGGUUGGGUCGCCGUGAGGUCGGUUUCAGGGGAGGCAGGCUGCCCAGGGAUAUAUAUGCCUUUGGUUGGGUCAGAACGCUCUGGCUACGUAGGGAAAGAACCGACUUCUAAACAGCAGAAACAAAUGGAGGUGCGUUUCCUUUGAUUUUUGUUCAUCUUGGAUCCGAUGUAGCACUUUGGGUUUCUUACUUUAUUUCCGUAAAUAUAGAUAUAUUUGUAUUUGAUAAUUUCCCUUUUUAAAAUAUAUAUAUAACAUUGGAUUAGCCUAAACUAUCUAUCUAUCUAUCUAUCUAUCUAUCUAUCUAUCUAUCUAUCUAUCUAUCUAUCUAUCUAUGUAAAAGCUUGUGCUAAACCAUCCCAGUUGCAUCUUGGGGAAUCAUCAGUCCGGAGCACCUCAGGUGAAAAGGAGCCUCACCUGUUGCUCAGGAGAUGCUCCAGUCCCUUUGCCACGCUGGUCCCUUCCAGAUGUUUUGGACUACAGUUCCCAUCAGCCCUGCCACGGAGCUCAGUGGGAGAGUUGUGGUCCGAAAUCUCUGGCAGGCACCAGCGUGGUGAAGGCAGCUGGGCUGAGCAUCUGAGUUCACUCAUCGCCGCUGCCUUUUGCCGCUUCCCGAUCGCAUCAGUGGAAUUUACCUGGGAGUCGUACCUGGCGGGAUGGUGGCCCGUGUCGCUCAGCAUCUCUCAGGUGCAAAUCUUCAGCCCGUUGACUUCUUGCGCCCCUUCUUCCCCUCCUCCCGAUCCUCGGAUGCUCUGGUGACGUGUCUUAGCCACGUUUUUCCCUGGUAGAUUUUACUGACCAAAACAUAUCUCGUUUCUUGUUUCCCCCUCCCUCCACUGAAACGUAAGCAGCUGCUUGUCUUCUGCCCAGAACUGCCUUGUCCAGAGCAGGCCAGCUUUCAAUGGGCCUUGGACUUAGACUCAGGGAUGUUGUGAGAUUCGUCUGGCGCCUGGAGAGAGAGAUUCUCUCCCUGUUGGGCAGACGUUGGGAGUGCUGGGGAGUGAAGAGGUGGGGGGAUUUGGUGUCUCCUGCCUGAGGGAAUGACCCAGCGCUGGCCCAGAUUCCUUUCCGCUGCUGCAGAGGGUAGGACCCAAACCAAUGGAUUCAAGUUAAAAUACGGGGGAUUCUGACUAAACAUCAGGAAGAACUUUCUGAAGGUAAGAGCUGUUCAGCAGUGGAACGGACUCCCUCGGAAGGUGGUGGUCUCUCCUUCCUUGGAGGGUUCUCAGCAGAGGUUGGAUAACCCCCUGUCGUUCCUGCAUUUCAAGGGGGUUGGACUCGAUGACCCUGGGGUCCCUUCCAACCUCUCCAAUGAAGGAGAGUUUUGGAUUCACCCAUCCGAGCGAACGAACCAGGAAAACUAGAGCUGCUGCGGUGGGAUUUUGACCUAGUGUUCAAUCACAGGCGGAGCUGGCAAGCAAAGUAUCUGGAUUCGGGAGGACCGUCCAAUGGUCAAUGCCUUCUCCGCACUGAUAAUGUUGCCCUUGAUGUUAUUCCGGUACCGAAUUUGUUCCGGCGGCCAACUUUAGUAAAAAAAAGGGGGGGGAGAAAUUAGCCUGCAGGAACAGCUCACUUUCCGAAGUACAGUAACGUAACAUCGGGGCCAUUGGCUCAAGCAGACUGUCCCUUUUUCCCACCGACGGACUUGCAGUUUCACCUCCGCCGCAUCCAGUCUUCGAAAGAAACACUGAGAUCUCGUGUGAGUUUGUGGCUCUGGGCCACUUGUUGCAGCGAUGGCCUUUUGCUAUUGAUGCAAACGUUGGCGGCGGCUGUGUUGUCAGAACGAAUUCAAAAUGGCAGCCGUUCCGGAACGAAUGUUUUCAGAAGGUUUUGCUCCUAAGGCUGAAAGGAGAAUGGUGAACUGGUUUACAGAAGGAAAGGAGCCUGGUCCCAGGGGUGGGGGGGCUUGGACUUUGAUUGUGGGAGGGUGUGUGGACACAGCCAUAAAUGUGCAGAGAGCAUGUUUGUACAGAUCCAGGAGGAGUCGCAGAGGAGGCAGGCUGUGUGUGUCGAGGCAACGAAAGUCCUGGCAUCGUCCUGAGUUGUCUGGUAGCAAUAGGCUGCUAUUGCCACCCUUUUCGGAUAUAGUAUCUCAAUGGAAAUACGAGACGCAGCCGCUCAGUUGCUCUUUGUGCCUGAUGUAGAAUGGUUGAAGUUUCCAUCAGUAUUGUCAGAGCAGUCAGUUCAGCCCCAUCCUCUCUCGCGCCGAGCUCCCAAGCUCUCUUCUUUCUUCCUUCUCUUUUCUUUCCAAGUUGCCUUUACGGUGCAACGAGAGUUUUCUAGAUGCACUGCCGGGUGCCUAACCUCCCACCCCAGCCUUCGCCAAGUUCCUGGUGUUUGGAACUGCAAUUCCCAUGAGGCUCAGCAUCACACAGCCAUGCCAGCUGGGAAUGAUGGGUGUUGAAGUUGAAAACAUCUGGAGGGCACCAGGUUGGCCACAGCUGCUAUACCCGCACCUUUAUUAGGCGUCUUAACCAUCGUGGGAAGGGUUGAGGUUUUCGGAAAGUAGUCGCAGAUCGACUUAGCCAACUCAUGAGCAAAAAAAAAAGUAUGAGGAGGAAUUUGUCUCAAUGAUUUGACCCGUAAAUCCCUUUGGCCACGCGCAAACUCCCUCUGUUGUAAGUUUGGUGGGAAGAUAGCCUUUGGUGGGAAGAUAAAGCCUUUACUCCCAGCAGAAGGGUCUGGUCCAUAGCUGCCAAGUACCCCGUUUUCCCCGGGAAACCCUCGUUUUUUCUUACCUUUUCCCGAUGGUCCCCCGUAUCAAUUCGUCUCCCGUUAUUCUCCCUUAUAUUCUCCUGCCGGCGGCCAUUUAUUUUUUUCUGAUUUGCCCAUCUAUGGGCACCAAAAAUGGCCGGCGCCGGCUUUGAAAGUCACAUCUACGCAUGUCCGGAAGUGCAUAGACGCGACUUCUGGUGUCGGCGGCGGCCAUUUUUGGUGCCCAUAGACGCAACUUCCGGUAUCACGCGGCUGCCGGUCCCGGAUUCUGCAGUCCGGGACUUGGCAGGAAUGGUCUGGUCUGGUCUUCCAAUACCGCCCAACUCUAUGGUUUUGUGAAACAACUGGGAUAACACUGGGGUAGAUCUUAAUUUUUUGGCACCCAAGGUGUCCACUUCCUUCCUUCCUUCCUUCCUUCCUUCCUUCCUUCCAUCCAUCCAUCCAUAGUCUUCUGUUUGCAAUUUCGAGCCAGAGCUUUACUUUGAAACUGUAUAACAUUACCUGUGAGGUGUGCUGUUCCUUUCUUCCAGGUGGAGGUGGAGGUGGCGUAUACCUUUAAAGCUCCCCAGCCCAAAGGAUCCUGGGAACUGUAGCUUGUUAAUGGCGCUGGUUUGCCAAGGGUGAACUCCAGUUCCCAGGAUACUUUGGAGAAAGCCAUGUGCUCUAGACAUACAGCCAGAGUCAAUGAAGAGCAGCUUCCUCUAGAACAUUCCAUGUUGUUCUGUGUAUCUUUCACUUCCUUCCUGAUAUGUAUUAUUAUAUCCCAAACCCUGCCUUUCCGCAAAUUUGGAACGGCAGGGGGUGCUUUGGAGAUGGGGAUAACCUGGUUGGAAGAUGACCAGGAAACGCUGAGAUUUCCUACCAGAAGAAAAUUCCAUGUUCAUGUUUAGAAAAGUGCUUCCUGUUGAGAUUUAUUGAUAUUUAUUUUUUUGGCACUCUGCACUACUUGUUCUUUUCAGCGAUUGGGAUUGGAAAGAAUUUUUUGGCAAUAAGCGUUGGCUUGGGUGGGUGGGGUCUUGUCGAUGUUUGGCCUGUCUGGGCAAACGUGGCGAAACUCAGCGCCUAUUGCAGUUCCCUCCAGUGACGUCAACUUCCUUCUGUGGCACGUCAGAAUCUGGGCUCCUUUUGCUGUAUCCAUGCGCAAGCCGACAACUGUUUUACGUUCCAUGGUAGAUGACGCUUUAUCAGUUCUGUCGGAGGGAAUCUGCCUCCUCCCGAAUCAGACCAGCGCCAUCUUUUCCAGACUGGCAGGCAGCAGAGCCUCCCAUAUUACAGAGAGGGGCUUUUGCCAGCUCUUCCUGGGAAUGGCAAGAAUUAGACCUGGAGCCUUCUGCACUCAGGGCUGCUAUGGCCGGUAUGAUGGGGACAAGGCGAGGAACGAAAGGGAGAUGCUGCUGAGAUUUGAGAUUUGACAUUUCCUGUCCACAAAAGGAGCAUGGUUCAAAGCCCACCUGUGCUAACCAAUGGCAACCUUCCCUUACCUUUCCUUGUCUCCUGAACUUCCACUUGGCUGAUCUACACCUUCUCAUGCGCGCUUGAUGCGCACCUGUGGCUCUUGCGGAUGGGCUGCCCCAUCCAUUUCAAGAAGUGUCUCUGCCACUGCAGAGCAGAAGAGAGAGCCUGCUGGAUCAGGCCCAGUGGCCCAUCUAAGCCCAGCAUCCUGUUCUCACCGUGGCCAACCAGAUGCCCAUCAUGGGGAACCAGCAAGCAGGAUUGGACCACAAGGCCCCUUUUCCAUCUUGCAGCCACUGGGUUUCAGAAGCACCUCUGCCUCGAAUUGAGGCCCCUCUUUGAACCACAAAUGCCAGAUGGACCUCAGGGGCUCCCAGUGAGAGCAACUAGAUCCCCCUGGCAGAGCAAGAACCGCUCCAUUUCCAUGCGCUGGAUCUUUUUUUGUGUUUUUCCAGUUUAGCGUAUUUGCUCAGGUCUUUGCGGCUGAACGCAUGCAAACUGCCAGCCCCCCCCCCCCCAGUUUCUUAGGCUGCAGCCCCAAUCCUGGUUACUUAGGAGUAAGCCCCCCUGAAUUCAGCAGGGCUUACUUCUGACUAAACAUGGUUAGAAUUGCACUGCUUGCUGUCCUUGUGUGCUCCUCAGGACCUGUUCAUACUUGGCCUCCUUUUUUUUGCCCAAGAAACAAAAUUUUGAAUGCACCCAGCCUUUUUGUCAUCCUCCUUGUGGAUAAAAGGUUCCUGUGGAGACUCUUGCCUGGUCUGUUGGAGCUUGUAUAUCUCAUACCGGGGUCUGACAUUGUAUGCCUUUUCAUAAUGUGGGUUUGUGGGGGUGGGGGCG